UAGGUCUUGCAAGAAAGGGAUUGGUGAAGUAUUUGGGUUUUGUCUAUUUUUUAUGAUUGAUUUCCUGUUCAGGAGUCUUUUUAUAAAAAAAAAAAAAAAUGAAGAAACAGAAUUUUUUGUUAGACUCGGAUCUGGUCUGUCACCCAAACAUCCCUUUAUAAAAAAAGAAAACGCAGAUUGAACUAGAAAGAGAAGAUUUCCUGCUCAUUAACUGGGAUAUCAUACGUUUUAAAUGAUGUAUAUCUGACAUCUCCUAAACAAGAAGUGUGCUAGACUCUGGUAGAGAGAAUCCGGCUAGGAAUCUGAAAAGAUUCUCCUCUCUCUCCUUCCAAGCAAAUGUAAAUUCAAAUUUUUUUACAAUUUCUCCAAAGAAUCAAACCUCUGGUUUAGCGACAUGGAUAGCUUUCCGAACAUAUUCUGCGGUUGGAGUUGGGAAGAGAACAAGCUAUUUGAACUGGCUUUAACAAUGGUGGACGAACAAGUACCAGAUCGAUGGGAGCUGGUGGCUGCCAUGGUUGGUGGAGAGAAGAGUGCGGAGGAUGUGCAGAAACAUUAUGUGAUUCUUUUGGAAGAUUUGCAGUUCAUAGAAUCUGGUAAACUCGACCAUAAACUUGGUGGAGAAGCUUUUCAAGUUGAACUAGACUGUAAUCAAUCUCUAUGCUGGACUGAUGAAGAUAACAGCUUGCUGCUCCAAUUGAACAUAAAUUGAUUGAUUUCAAGAGAUGGUGGAUUCAUUGCUGUUCAUGAGAUGGAGGAUUCAUUGCUGCUCAAAUUCAUGAACAUAGCUUAUGAUUUAGGUAAUUUUAUCAUUAGAUCUCUGUGGUAAAUUUAGUUUGCAGACUUAAUCAAUCCAUAGUUUGUAGUAGAUAAAAUUUUCUAGAAAAAUGCCAGCCAGGGAACUGGAACUUAUACUCCAACUCCAAGAAAAUUAGGUUUCAACUUUCUGUUUUA
Messenger RNA from Carica papaya (papaya), 951 nucleotides. Its product is annotated as protein RADIALIS-like 3. Lineage: Eukaryota; Viridiplantae; Streptophyta; Magnoliopsida; Brassicales; Caricaceae. Gene Ontology annotation, molecular function: DNA-binding transcription factor activity. The record is from RefSeq and is a predicted model, not a curated record.